Molecule: messenger RNA, 1630 nt
Organism: Botrytis cinerea B05.10
Lineage: Eukaryota; Fungi; Ascomycota; Leotiomycetes; Helotiales; Sclerotiniaceae
Exons: 3
Coding region: 188-1444 (418 amino acids)
Molecular function (GO): protein binding; 6-phosphogluconolactonase activity
Source: RefSeq, a predicted model, not a curated record
GGAACAGAACGAAGUUUAUUAUAUAUGCAUGGGAGAGAUACUGGGUGUCACUUUAGGCUUCGGUCUUAAUAGUCUCCUGGAUGGGUACCCUUUCUGCAUGCAUGAUGUGAUUGCAGAAGAGCUUAACCUUAUCAAGCAUACCGAUAUUGGACAAGGCCUAAGCUGUAAGUCUUGAAGGUUCAUAUAAAUGGGUGGCAUCGCCGGCAUAUUCGACGUGAUUGCUAGGUUUCCAAACGAGGCUCAAACUCUCAAUAUGUUCUUCUCCAAAUCCCUUAUCCUCUCGUUCGCGAGUUCUCAAGCUCUCGCGUCCAGACUCUUUGUGGCUUCAUAUGCAGGGACAGUUAGUACAUUGUCACUCACUGAAGAUGCAUAUGGUGCAUACUCAUUCGAAGUCAUUGCGACAUCUACGGCUUGUGCGGCCAAUUCUUCGUGGAUCACUUUAGAUUCUUCCCGAGAUAUCUUGUUUUGCGCGGAUAGAGGAUUGACUGCAAGUAAUGGAACUCUCAAUUCAUUGAAGAUUCAGGAGGAUGGCUCCCUGGUGGCAUUGGAUAGAGUUGAAACUCUGGUUGGGGCCGCGGCUACAGUAUUGUAUGCAAAUAAUACUGCUUUGGCGUUAGCUUAUUAUUCCUCAAGCAGCGUAGGAACUUUGGAUGUCACCUCCGAAACUGACAUCCUCCCUCUUCAAACCUUCACCUAUAACCUUACUACUCCUGGCGCGGACCCUGAAUACGAAAGCGCACCGCAUCCACAUGAAGCAAUCACCGAUCCCACAGAAUCAUUUGUCCUUGUCCCAGAUCUAGGCGCUGAUCUCGUGAGACUCUAUCGAAUCGAUCAAGAUACCAAGUUAUUGGAACCACUUGAACCAUUGAAAACUCCCGUCGGAAGUGGACCCAGACAUGCAAAUUGGCUUGUUACGGAAACGGGAAUCACUUACUUCUAUUUGGUCAGUCAGUUGGCUAAUAGACUUACGGCGUAUGAGGUUACAUAUGAAAGUAACAACACUUUGAGUUUUGAAGUGAAGUUUGAGAGAACUCUUUUGGAGACUACAACCCCAGGCGAGGAAUUGCAGUUUUAUAGUGCCGCGUCAGGAAUCCAAAUCACCCCUGAUAAAAACUACCUCCUCAUUUCUCAACGCAACGAUACACACUUCAGUAUCCCCGAUCCUUCGUCUCCAUCAGCUACAAAUCUUAUUCCCUCCGACUCUCUCUUGACAUAUUCACUGAAUCACUCAAAUGGUAAUUUUUCACUUGUCUCAAUUGAUGCUGCUGGAGGUAGUUUCCCGAGACAGUUCUCUAUCAAUAAAGCUGGAGAUUUGGUAGCAGUAGGCUUGCAAAACGAUGGGAGAGUGGCGUUAUUAAAGAGGGAUGUAGAUGGAGGAGCUUUGGAGAUUGUCGCCGGGAUUGAUAUAGAGGGACAGGUUGUUUGUAUUGUUUGGGACGAGUAGGCGGAAUAGUUAGCAUUUAUACAAAGAUGACUUCGCGGUCAAUAAUCAUCAAACCGGCUUUAACAGCCGAUUACAAAACUAGACAUUAAUGGAAACUCAUCACACAGCUUUUCAUGUGCACUUGAGUUUAAAGUAGUACUCCAACCUCAUUUAUUCGCUUGACAGCCACAAUUCAAUUUUCUGCUA